AACUCUCGGCGCUCGAGCCAGUCGCGUGCGGAGGGAGAGGAGCUGGAGGCUGCCUAUAGCGGGUAGCUGCAGCGAAAAGCAAGGGCAAUGAUGAUAAAGGUCCUGAUAUGCGUUGUUGCUGUAGCCUUCCUGCAAAUAGAAGGCAGACAACGGGCGACGUCGGACAGCGGCAAUUUUCUGGAUGAUAAACAAUGGCUGACGACUAUCUCGCAGUAUGACAAGGAGCCCGGACACUGGAAUAAAUUCCGAGACGAGGUUGAGGAUGAUUAUUUCAGGAGCUGGAACACUGGCAGACACUUGGACCAAGGGCUUGAUUCUACCAAAGAUCCCUGCCUAAAUGUGAAAUGUAGCCGACACAAAGUGUGCAUCGCACAAGACAACCAUAGAGUGGUUUGCAUUAGUCAUAGGCGGCUAACACACAGCAUGAAAGAAACAGACCUGGCGCACAAGCAAUGGAAAGGAUCAAACUGCAAACCAUGUCCAGUAGUUCAUCCUCAUCCUAUAUGUGGAACGGAUGGCCAUGUCUACUCUUCUCCGUGCAAACUGGAAUAUCAGGCAUGUGUUUCAGGCAAGCAGAUCUCAGUCAAAUGUGAAGGACGGUGCCCUUGUACCUCAGAUAAAUCAUCAGUUGAAGGAAAAGAUGAAAAGAAAGCAGAAUGCAGUGACAGGGAGUUCAGAGAAGUUGUAUCAAGACUAAAGGACUGGUUCAAAGUGCUCCACGAAAAUGGAAACCACAACAAAAAGGCUCAUGGGCUUCAGAGACAAGGCAAGGACAGAGUUAAACAAGGAGAACCAACUGGUCAGAAGUAUGCACCUGAAGGGCAUCAAUCACCAGCGCGCCAACUUGAAGCAAGCAUCAGGACAGAUAUAGACACUUUGCAACAUUUGUAUAGUGAUAUGAAUAAGGAAGCACACAGUGAAGGACAGGGUGCCGAUGUUGGAGGAUUUGACACCAGCAUUCUACCCAUUUGUAAGGACUCACUUGGAUGGAUGUUUAACAGACUGGACACAAACUAUGACCUGCUUCUUGAUCAGUCAGAGCUGGGAAGCAUUUAUUUUGACAACCAUGACCAGUGUAUGAAACCAUUUUUCAACUCAUGUGAUACGUAUAGAGAUGGUCUCAUUUCCAACAAUGAGUGGUGCUUCUGCUUUCAGAGAAAUCAAGACCCGCCCUGCCAGAUGGAACUGAGCAAUAUUCAAAGACAACAACGGGGAAAGAAGCUGCUUGGAAUUUUUCUUCCAACCUGUGAUGAAGAUGGUUAUUAUAAAGCGACCCAGUGUCAUGGCAGUGUGGGACAAUGCUGGUGCGUCGAUCGCUAUGGGAAUGAAAUGAGAGGAUCUAGAUCAAGUGGAUCACCAGAUUGUGGUGGUGAUAUAGAGAUUUCAGGUGACUUUGGCAGUGGUGACUUCCAUGAAUGGUCAGAUGAUGAAGACGAUGAGGAAGAUACCAAUGACGAGGAAGAAGAUGAUGAAGUUGACAAUGAAGAUGAUGAAGAUGAUGAUGAUGAAUAUGAUGUGGGUGGCUACAUAUGGUAGUCUGGAAAUGUCAUGAACUUUAAUAUUUUGCACGUUUCUAUAGUGAAAUCUCAUGAGUUACUAGACACAUUAAAAUGGCAAAAGAUAUUCACUCAACGUGUAUAUUUUGUACAAUUAUACCCUCAAACAUGGUUACUCCAGAAAUAGGUCUACAUCCAUUUAAAAAUUGUUGCAGUACAUCUUAACUCUGUCAUUUUGAAAACAUAAAUUACAAAUUAUAAUCCAAACCAAUUAAGAGAAAUACAAUACUAGAACACAUGAGAAAACCUCAAUUAUGUUUUGAAAAAUAGUUUCCUUUAAAUUGUGUUCUGUCAUUGUACAUUGUCUCAGUGAUGCAGUAAAUCUAGGCUGCUCCUCCACAAAUAACUUGUGUGCACUGCUCAUUGUUGUUGACCUUGAAACCACUAAUCACAGUUUUGGUUUGCCUUUUUUUUUAAAACUCUUGGUUAUUAAGAUGACAAAGGCUAAAAUGUACUUAUGUCAUCAAUAUAUAAACAAAAAAUCAUUUGUUAAUAAUUAGUUAAUUUUUACAAAUGAACAUUAUUAUGGUGGAAUUUGCAGCAGUUAAAAUUUUUAGACAGAGAAGAUUAUGGCAACAAAAUAUUUUUGCCAUAUCUCUAUGUAAACAAUGCUAAAGAAUGUGGAUGCCUUGACUACCUGAGUGUUUUUUUUUCUUUUUUUCUUCCAAUUUUAAAGGUAUAUGUAAUUUUAAUUACCAAUUUAAAAAUGAAUAGAAGUCACAUUACGAUGUGCCUUUCAACUUAAAAAUAGACAUAUUUUUUCUUUGUGUAUGAAAUGUAGGAGUUCAGGUAUAUUUAAGCACACUGAUCACGGCAUAAGUACUGCAGCUGCAAACAUGGGGUAAGAGAAAAAUAAUUUUAAAUAAUUUUUCAAUAGUUAUGGCAGUCAUCCUAUGGAAAAUAAAUAUAUACCAGUAACGUGUAGCAGUAGCACUUAACAAUUUUGCUAUAGACUAAAUUGCCCUGUAUUUAUGUUAGCAUGUUAAUUGAUUGUAUAGACAUGUUAAAAUUCCACCGCCUUGAUGCAUAUUACAGUUGAGUCUUUUAAGUCCUUUGUCAACUAAAAUCAAUGUUGUUUGUAGUUACUAACAUAACAUUACAUUGUGUGCUGUUUAUUUGGAACCUAUGAUUGUCAGUUCUUAAAUGUAUCUCCUGAAAUCUGGACUAAAGGAAAAUCAUAAAAUAUAUGACUCAUUUUCAUUAAUUUUUCCUAAUAGACUGAAUUUGCAUUAUAAAAUGAAAAGCUAUGCUACAUUUUUUUUAACUGUAUGUAUAGUUUGCAAUAAUAAAGGACUCCUGUAACCAA
Messenger RNA from Carcharodon carcharias (great white shark), 2862 nucleotides. RefSeq names its product testican-3-like. The coding region runs from base 88 to 1536 and encodes 482 amino acids. Gene Ontology annotation, molecular function: calcium ion binding; protein binding. The transcript is spliced from 13 exons. NCBI's taxonomy places the organism in Eukaryota, Metazoa, Chordata, Chondrichthyes, Lamniformes, Lamnidae. The record is from RefSeq and is a predicted model, not a curated record.